AUGGGUCAGCAACCCCCAGUGGGCGGGUCGCGGAAGAUCUCUUUCAAUGUCUCCGACCAAUAUGAAAUCCAGGAUGUCAUCGGAGAAGGUGCUUAUGGUGUGGUCUGCUCCGCCAUCCACAAGCCGUCCAGCCAGAAGGUUGCCAUCAAGAAGAUUACCCCUUUCGACCACUCCAUGUUCUGUCUGCGUACCUUGCGUGAGAUGAAGCUGCUGCGGUACUUUAAUCAUGAGAAUAUCAUCUCCAUCUUGGAUAUUCAAAGACCUCGCAACUACGAAGCCUUCAGCGAAGUGUACUUGAUUCAGGAGCUGAUGGAAACCGACAUGCACCGCGUCAUUCGCACACAAGAGCUAUCGGACGAUCAUUGCCAAUACUUCAUCUACCAGACCCUGCGCGCACUCAAGGCCAUGCACUCCGCCAAUGUUCUUCACCGUGACUUGAAGCCCUCCAAUCUCCUGCUGAACGCCAACUGUGAUUUGAAAGUGUGCGAUUUUGGUCUGGCGCGAUCGGCCGCCUCCACCGACGACAAUUCGGGUUUCAUGACGGAAUAUGUGGCCACUCGUUGGUACCGUGCGCCGGAAAUCAUGUUGACAUUCAAGGAAUACACCAAAGCCAUUGACGUCUGGAGUGUCGGAUGUAUUCUGGCCGAGAUGCUGAGCGGGAAGCCUCUCUUCCCCGGAAAGGAUUAUCACCACCAGUUGACCCUUAUCCUGGACGUUCUUGGUACGCCUACCAUGGAAGAUUACUACGGCAUCAAGUCACGACGAGCUCGCGAGUACAUCCGCUCCCUCCCAUUUAAGAAGAAGAUUCCCUUCCGCGCCCUCUUCCCCAAGAGCAACGAUUCAGCCUUGGAUCUUCUCGAGAAACUAUUGGCCUUUAACCCGGCCAAGCGCAUAACUGUCGAGGACGCCCUGCGCCACCCAUAUCUCGAACCCUACCACGACCCGGAUGAUGAGCCAACCGCGCCUCCAAUCCCAGAUGGAUUCUUUGAUUUCGACAAGAACAAGGAUGUGCUGAGCAAAGAACAGUUGAAGAUCCUGAUCUACGAGGAGAUCAUGCGGUAG
Penicillium verhagenii is the source of this 1062-nucleotide messenger RNA. RefSeq names its product mitogen-activated protein kinase. Gene Ontology annotation, biological process: protein phosphorylation; intracellular signal transduction. Bases 1 to 1062 code for a protein of 353 amino acids. The transcript has 5 exons. Lineage: Eukaryota; Fungi; Ascomycota; Eurotiomycetes; Eurotiales; Aspergillaceae. Gene Ontology annotation, molecular function: MAP kinase activity; ATP binding. Gene Ontology annotation, cellular component: nucleus; cytoplasm. The record is from RefSeq and is a predicted model, not a curated record.